CUAACAGAAUCUGAACAGAGAGAGGCCGUGUUUCCCACCCGGCAGUCGCUGGGUCUGAUGAAGGGUAAACUGAAGGGUGCUCAGACCGGCCAUGACUUGCUCAAGCGCAAGAGUGAGGCCCUGACCAAACGUUUCCGAGAAAUCACCCGCCGUAUCGACGAUGCAAAGCGCAAGAUGGGCAGAGUCAUGCAGAUUGCGGCCUUCUCCCUCGCAGAGGUCAGCUACGCCAUUGGCGGCGCUGGAAUCGGCUACCAGAUCCAGGAGUCGGUCAAGUCGGCAAAGUUCCGUGUUCGCACUCGCCAGGAGAACGUCAGCGGUGUCUUCCUACCUCAGUUCGAGAGUUUCCAGACCGAGGGCAACAACGACUUCGGCCUGACUGGUCUGGGUAAAGGAGGUCAGCAGGUCCAACGCUGCAGGGAGACAUAUGUCAGAGCAGUCGAGACCCUGGUUGAGCUCGCCAGUCUGCAGACAGCCUUUGUCAUCCUAGACGAUGUCAUCAAGGUCGUAAAUCGCAGAGUCAACGCCAUCGAGCACGUUAUCAUCCCCCGCACAGAAAACACCAUCAAGUACAUCAACUCAGAGCUCGACGAGCUCGACAGAGAGGAGUUCUUCAGACUGAAGAAGGUGUCGGGCAAGAAGGAAAGAGAUGCUCAGGCAGAGGAGGCCGAACGUCAAAAGGCCAAAAAGGCCGAAGAAGAGAAGGGCAUCGACUCGCAGGCCGACAAUGGGCCUCAGGACAUGCUAGGAGGGGGAGAGGAUGAUGAGGAUGUCAUUUUCUGA
Molecule: messenger RNA, 780 nt
Organism: Aureobasidium uvarum
Lineage: Eukaryota; Fungi; Ascomycota; Dothideomycetes; Dothideales; Saccotheciaceae
Source: the annotation of a GenBank genome assembly